Molecule: messenger RNA, 870 nt
Organism: Thyridium curvatum
Lineage: Eukaryota; Fungi; Ascomycota; Sordariomycetes; Thyridiales; Thyridiaceae
Exons: 3
Coding region: 1-870 (289 amino acids)
Molecular function (GO): zinc ion binding; oxidoreductase activity, acting on single donors with incorporation of molecular oxygen; ferrous iron binding
Source: RefSeq, a predicted model, not a curated record
AUGGUAGCUCUGACUCCUGUCCAUUUCUUCUCCCAUGGCUCGACCAUGAUGCUCGGCGAGCCUUCGGACUCGGCCAGCUACUGGAAAAAGGCCGGUGACGAGGCGCUGGCACACAAAAUCAAGGGAGUCGUCAUGAUGGGCGCUCAUUGGGACGCGCUCGACGACAAGAUGGAGGUCGCGAUGAACCCCAAACCGUCCAAGUCGCCAGUCGCCUACGUCCAGCCCUCCAAAUACGUCGACUACAAGCUCAACCCGGACCUCGAGACUGGCGAGCGGUGCAUCUCGAUGCUCACAGAAGCCGGGUUUGAUGUGAGCGGAAACCCAACCUUUGACUGGAUUCACGACACCUACCUGAUCCUCAUCCGGAUGUUCCCCGACGGCUGUCCGCCCACCGUGCUCAUCUCGAUGAACACACGCUUCGACCCGCACUACCACAUGAAGGUCGGUGCAGCGCUACGGCCUCUUCGAAAGGAGGGAUACCUCAUCAUCGGCUCCGGCGGGGCAGUUCACAACCUCUACCGCAAUUAUUGGGCUCCGAUGCUGCGGUACGGCGACAAUUUCGCGAUGGAGAAGCCGCCGGAGCCGUGGGCACUCGAGUUCCGCCAGGCCUUUGAGGAUGUCAUCACCCACAACAGCGGCCCGGAGCUGCGAAGGGCGAUGACGCGACUCAUGAAGCAUCCUCUCUACAGGGAUGCGCAUGCCACGGACGACCACUUCAUGGCCGCCAUGUUUGUUGCUGGCGCUGCAGGUGAUGAGGAAGACAGGGGCGUUUAUGCAGAGCUUAAAGCGGAGGACUGGGAAUUGACAAACAUGUGCAACAGCCAGUUCACUAUUGGGGCAUGGCCUCGCACGCUAGCGACGGCCGGGUAG